This is a messenger RNA of Cyanistes caeruleus (blue tit), 957 nucleotides long. NCBI's taxonomy places the organism in Eukaryota, Metazoa, Chordata, Aves, Passeriformes, Paridae. The record is from RefSeq and is a predicted model, not a curated record.
AUGGCGCGGCCACCGCUCGCCCUCCCCUCAGCCGCUCCAGCCCUCGCGGCCCCGGAAGCGUUCCCGCCUCCGCUGCUCCUGGCCCGGACAUCCCUCCCUCGGCCUGGGCUGGGCUGGCAGUGCCGGGGGAUACGGCCUGUGCCGGGCGGCUCCAUGGCGGCGACCACGGCCACGGCGGCGUCCUCGGCCCCGCCGAAGAAGAUCGUGGCGCCCACGGUGUCGCAGAUCAACGCGGAGUACGUGACACAGUUAGCAAAUAAAUACUGGGCUCCACAUGUGAAGAAAACAUUGUCUUUUGAUGUAAAGGUCAUUGAAGAUGUAUAUACAAAAGAAAUUGUCAGGUCAAAGUUUGCGAUUAGAAAGAUAAUGCUUCUUGAAUUCAGUCAGUACCUUGAAAAUUACCUAUGGAUGAAUUAUUCUCCAGAGGUGUCCAGUAAGGCAUAUUUAAUGUCAAUCUGCUGUAUGGUGAAUGAGAAGUUCAGAGAGAAUGUCCCUGCGUGGGAGAUAUUCAAAAAAAGGCCAGAACACUUUCCUUUCUUUUUCAAACGCAUACUGGAAGCAUCGCUGGUCGAAGAUGAGAGUGAGUACUCUCUGCAUGAACAGACAGUCCUGCUGCUUUUCCUUGAUCACUGCUUCAAUAGUUUGGAAGUGGAUUUGAUCAGAGGUCAGGUGCAGCAGCUCAUUUCCUUGCCGAUGUGGAUGGCUCUACAACCUAAUCGACUGGAGCAAGAGUUGAAAAAGACACCAAAACUAAAAAAAUUCUGGAAUCUAAUUAAGAAAAAUGAUGCAAAAAUGGAUGAAGAGUCAAGAAUGCAAGCAUAUCGAGAGAGAAGAUUUCUUUCACAGCUCAUUCAGAAAUUCAUUUCUGUUCUGAAGUCAAUACCUGUCUCAGGUCCUAUUUCUAUGGACAAAGUUCAUUAUUGUGAGAGGUUUAUUGAACUCAUGCUAGACCUUGAG